Mytilus californianus (California mussel) is the source of this 5682-nucleotide messenger RNA. RefSeq names its product F-box DNA helicase 1-like. Gene Ontology annotation, biological process: double-strand break repair via homologous recombination; replication fork processing. Gene Ontology annotation, molecular function: ATP binding; 3'-5' DNA helicase activity; hydrolase activity. The transcript is spliced from 19 exons. Bases 556 to 4344 code for a protein of 1262 amino acids. NCBI's taxonomy places the organism in Eukaryota, Metazoa, Mollusca, Bivalvia, Mytilida, Mytilidae. Gene Ontology annotation, cellular component: nucleus. The record is from RefSeq and is a predicted model, not a curated record.
UAAAGAAAUUAUUUAAAAAACUGAAUAAACAUAUUUUGGAUAUGUUUGAAAGAUAAAUGUGCACCAACCAAAAAAUAUUUAAACAUAACAAUACCAAACGAAAGACUCAAUUGUUUAAAUUUUAAUGACUUUCCUUCAGAACAAUGGAUUUCCGGGGCCUAGUCAAAUUUAGGACCUGUACAUUUUUACCUUGAACCAAAUACACUGAGUAAUUUGUUUAACCAUGUACUUUUUAUACUCGCAAUUUGUGUCCAUCCAGACACAUUUUACCGAGACUAAUUUGUCGCUUGACAAAAGUUUGAUCUAUAUUUUAUCCGUGAGACUAGUCUGGGAUCCUGGCUCAUUGCUCGACGGUAGACUGACGCGAAGAGGAGGUUUGGUCAGGAUGCCAGGCCAGUGGAGACAGAUAAGUAUUUUUCCGGAAUAGUUCCGACAUUGCACUGGUUUUUAGUACAACCUGGAAAAAUGGUGGACGUUUCAAAAUUGAAAACUGAAACGCAAUAUUGAAAGCUGAACGUUAUCAUUGCCUAGGCAAAUACCUGUAACAUUCCAGAUAUGAGUAAUAAAGGAUAUAUUGGCUAUAACAGCAACAAAAUCAUAAACAACGAGUAUUCAGAGACCCCCCAACAUAAUAUUACUACUAGUUCAGAGAGUAAACAAAAUGUAUCCACUCUUUCACCUACACGUAAAUAUCAAACCUCUCCUAGAACCACCAUCAAUAAUAUAAAUUCUGUUAAAUGCAUCAAUGAAGAUGAAGAUUCUCUUGACUAUUUUGUACCCACACAACCAAAGCGGCGUAAAAUCCAUAUGACAUCAGACAUGUGCCAGAAAUUUGCAGAUUCUCCUGAUCAUGGUGGGAAAAUUUUAACAAAUCCAGCUGGCAGCCAACUUCCAAACACAGAUAUCAAUCUUCAUCAUUUAGCACCACGAUAUCACACAAACAGAAAUUCAACUGCUCUUCAGAAUGCAAAAUAUUCUUUUGGGCCUAACACAUGUAAAAUCAAUUCAAACGAUGUUGGUGGAGAGAUUAAUAACUUGUCAUAUAAAAGUGGAUUAACAUCAAGUUUUAAAUCUGGACAUUUUGGUGGAUUUACAUCAGCUGCAAAAUUGCACAAUGAAAGUCCAGAUCUUUCAUCCCAUUUUGAUAUGAAACCAUCAACUUCUUUUACAGCAGCUGUUUCUCCUAGGAAAAAGUCCAAGACUUCAGUAAAUAUUGAUUCAAGACAGAAAUCAAUUACAACUUUCUUUGGUGCAUCUUCAUCCUGUAAUAAAAGAAAUGAUUCUAAUAAAUCAGAUGCACAAGUCACGAGCUCACAUAUUGUUGUUUCAGACAGUCCUGUUUCAACACCUGAGAAAUCUGAACAAAUCAGUUAUGGUACUCCUGUUAAGAUGUAUUCUCCAAUAAAAAAACUUCAGGGAUCUUCAAAUAUUUAUAUAAGUGAUGACAGUCCUUCUAAUUCACAAAAGUCACAGAAAAGUAAAGUUGAUAUAGGAAACAAUUCAGCUGUGAAACAGCUGUUUGAAGGACAAAAACAUUAUCAAUCAAACAAGACUGCACAGAACAAGAGCAAGAAAUUGAACUCAAAAAGCAAUAGAAGAAACAGUGUUAAAAAGAUAAACUCAAGGGUUAUAGCAUUAAAACAAAGUACAAAAUUUAGCCCUGGUAAUAUCAGCUCUGAAGAUGAUGACAUUUUGUGUACUGUUGUUGAUUUGGCAUCUGAAAAAUAUGGGUUAUUAGGGUCUUCAUUAAGCUCACAACCAGGACAAGAAAUACCACAAAUUGACUACUUUGACAGCUUACCAGAUGAACUCUUAGAAAUAAUCUUUGCUCAGCUUCCUAUGCUAGAUCUUUGCCUAAACAGUAAUAGAGUCUGUAUGAGAUGGAGUCACAUAAUUUCUUCAGAAAGAUUUGUUCCAUGGAAGAAGAAAUAUAACCGGUUGAAGAAAGGGCUGCCAGGAGCUAUGACAGAAAUUAAAAGCAUAUUAGUAGAUGAAAAAAUGAAUAAAUUUGUUGAUUUCUUAACUGGUCUUAUCAGAUACAUGAAGAAAUUCAAACCUAUUACAGCAGGAAAUAUAAUUCAAUGUUUAGAGAAACAUUCAAAAUAUAAUUGGGCCAAGGCUUUAAUGAAGGAAAGACUAACAGACUGUUUAUUAAAUGAAGAACCAAACCCUUGGUGCUGUAUCACUGUCCUAGUCAUUAUAUCACAAACUGUAUAUGACAUACAGGAGAUAAUUCAGUGUUUACUGGUACCUAUCUCUCAGUGUACCUCUAUAGAGCUAUUGGAAUGUCUCUACUGUAUUGCUACAUUCCUGUAUGCCUUCAAGAUGAUGAAAAGUGAUGAUGUGUGGAAUGGAAUGCAUUACAGGCUAUUUUAUGCUCUAUACUUGUAUGAGAAUGCAUCUGCCACUAGUCUUGGUGAUUUACAAACUGCUAUUACCAAUAAAUCUGGACAACAAAGUCUUUUAAAAUACAGUCGCUCAGAUUGUACAGUAAAAAUGACACAUGAACAGAGCAGAAUUGUCAGCUAUAAUGUAGAACCAGGAGAAGUUAUCAAAAUUGUGGCCUUUGCAGGUACUGGUAAAACUACAACAUUAGUCAGAUACACUAAGAUGAGACCAAGCAUGCGAUUCCUGUUGGUAGUUUAUAAUAAGUCUAUUAGUGAGUAUGCUAAGACACAGUUUCCAGGCAAUGUGGUGUGUAAGACAGGUCAUGGUUUAGCAUUUCAGUACACAGGUAGAAGAUAUAUAGCUGCCAAGAAGUUGAGGAAUCUGAAAGUUUAUGAAAUAACCCAGGCUCUUCCUCCCAGAAAGGGAGAUAACUUGUUUAUAAGAGCUAAAUUUGUGAUGGACACAGUGAACACAUUUGUAGCUUCAGCUGACCCCUGUAUUACAAAUGAACAUGUACCAGAGAAAAGAAUGGAUGACAAUGGACAAAUGACAUAUAUAGAUUCUGAGAAAAAAAAUCUGUAUGCCAAAGAUGCUGAGAUAAUUUGGACCAAGAUGUUAGAUUUCAAUUGUAAAGAGGUAGGAAUGACUCAUGAUGGCUAUCUUAAGGUGUAUCAACUGUCCAAACCAAAAUUAUAUAAUUAUGACUGCAUUUUGAUUGAUGAAGCCCAAGACAUGUCUCCAGCUCUUGCUGAUAUACUUUUGAACCAACCACAAGCUAAGAUUUUAGUAGGAGAUCCACAUCAACAGAUUUAUGCAUUUCGUGGAGCUGUAAAUGCAAUGAGUCGUGUGCCAGCUACUACUAUCUUUUACCUCACACAGUCUUUCAGAUUUGGACCAGAAAUAGCACAAAUAGCUGCAUGCUGUCUAGAGACAUUGAAAGAGGAAAAAAUGAAAACACUUGUUGGUAAUGGAAAAAAAUGUGAAAUAACAGGUAAAACAGUUGGCCAGGUAGCCAUCAUCUGUAGAAGUAAUUAUACUGUGUUUAAUGAAGCUGUCAAGAAAUGCUGUUUUAUAGACCAAGACAAUAUUAAAAUAGGAUUUGUAGGGGGAACUGAGGGUUUUGGAUUUCCAAAAUUACUAGAUAUAUAUACUCUGAUGAUGUCACCUGAACAAAGAGAAAAAGAAAAUAGAGUUGUUGAGGACAAAUUUAUACAGAAAUUUCACAAUAUGGGAGAAUUGGAGAAGUAUGCCAACAAAACCCAAGACACUGAACUAUUGGGAAAGAUUAAAAUUGUUAGAACUCAUCAUCACUGUCUUCCUAGUUAUAUCAGCAAAAUUCUCAGUAGAUGUGUGAGGGAUCUCAAGGCUGCAGAUUUUAUAUUGUCGACUGCUCACAAGGCCAAGGGAUUAGAGUUUAGUACAGUCAGAGUUACAGAUGAUUAUGGUGUUAAUCCUAUCCUACAGAUGUUGUUUAGGCAUGUACCAGAAAUAGCACAGGCUAUGCCUGCUAAUGCAAGAGAAAUUAAUAUGGAUGAAGGCAACCUUCUUUAUGUAGCUGUAACUAGAGCCAAGCAUGCUGUUCAAAUGUCUUCUACAGUAAAAACUAUUUUACAGUUAUGUGGUGAGAGAUUUGAACACCCAGUGUGUAGUCAAGUCCUUCAGCAACAGGGUGUUACUAUGAAAUGUAGAGAAACUGAUCAAGAAUUUAAACCUUAUGCUCUCACCAUACAGAAAGAAACUGUAAAACUGAGUGACGAGAAGUCUGUGGAAGGUGGAGUAUUAUCACCAGAUAUAAUUACUGAUCAGAGAGCAAAUAUACGCCAGCUGUAUGGACUAUUAGACGAGGAUAAAAAAGCUAGACCAAAAGAAAACAGACCUGCCUAUGUUAUUAUGGAUCAGGAUGAAUAUGAAGAAGAAGAAGAGGAAUAUGGUGGUAUGAUGGGUGGACUCUUUUAACUCCACUGGAAUGUUUUAGGAGUACCUGUAAGGCAGAUAUUUAGCAAAGUUUUUUUUAAUAUACAGUGAUAGUGUUCGGUUAUUAUUGUAGAGACUUUAUAUGUUUUAAAUACUUCAGAAACCAUAGUCUUUCAUUGUCCAUAAGUUAUUUAAUGAUUUUACAACUGUUUAAUUAGGACCAAUUUCUUUGUGAAUAGUACUGUAAUUUUUUUUUUAAAGUUUUGUACUGAAAAAUGAUUACAAGUUAAGUAUUCUGUUUUCUUUAGCCAUGUGCUAAUUAAUUUUCAUUAGGUUUAAGAUAGAUUAUAUAUUACUAAGGGAGAUAACCAGCUGAUACUCUCUUGUGUUGUCUGUUGUAAAUACAACAUGAUAAAUUUAAAUAAUUACCAGUAUUGCAAAACAGAUUUUAAUUUCAUAUGUUUUUAUCUUACAAACUACUUUGGAGAGCUAAAAUAAAUCUAAUAGACAUAUGAGACUCACUUCACAAGAAUAAAUAUUCAAGAUAGGGCAUUAUUUCCCAUUAGUUUACAAGAAGAAUCAAUAUCUUAUUCUAUACUGAUUGACAUUUUUAUUUUAGUUUAGAAUUAAUGUUUGGUUCAUUUCUAUAUCAGCAUGGCUUAUAUUUUAAUCAAGAUAUCAUGUGUUAAUUAAAUUAUUUUUACACAUUUUUGUAUUUAUAGUCCUAACUUUCACAAUCUGAGGUGUUUCCUAUCAAACAUUUCCUGAAUGUCUCAUGAUUAUCAUACUAUUUAAAUCACUAUGUAACAUUUACUUUGUCAUGAUUAUCAUACUAUUUAAAUCACUAUGUAACAUUUACUUUGUCAUGAUUAUCAUACUAUUUAAAUCACUAUGUAACAUUUACUUUGUCAUGAUUAUCAUACUAUUUAAAUCACAAUGUAACAUUUAACUUGCAGUGAAAACUGUUAUCACUUGUGAUGCAUGGUGCUAUCAUAAACUUUUUGUAUAAAGUGAUUUGUUUACCAACUUAAUGAAAGAUAUCGUUUCAAGUAAGCAACAAAUUUUGUCCAUGAUUUAGAACUAUUUAGAGUUAUUUUUCCGAGUGAAAACAAAUAAAAGUGGCUUUAAUGAUUAUUCAUGACUAUGGUCUGCAAAAUGUAAAUGAGUUUCAUAGUCUUUAAAAGUUCACCUUUUUUAAAGCUCUUUUUACCUUUUCUUACAUAGAGACUGCAUUAAGAUUAAAACCUCUCAUAGAAAGCUAUUAUGGUCUGAGGAAAUUCUAAUCUUUAGUUGUGUUUUGCGCAUGAAUUUUCCUAUAAAACUUAUCGGUUAUAACUUAAAUAAAUAUGUGCAAUAAAACAAAGAUUUUAUUUACAUCUA